Molecule: messenger RNA, 1594 nt
Organism: Coccomyxa subellipsoidea C-169
Lineage: Eukaryota; Viridiplantae; Chlorophyta; Trebouxiophyceae; Coccomyxaceae
Product: DUF1084-domain-containing protein
Exons: 4
Coding region: 122-1006 (294 amino acids)
Source: RefSeq, a predicted model, not a curated record
GGAGCUUCUGAGCAGCCUAUCAUUUUGCUGUUGAUAUCUGUACACACGUGGGGGCCGGGGCACGGCCGGGGCUGAUGUGAGCUGGUUUCUGAGUAGCACGUUUUAGGCAAGAAGUGGUGCGAUGCACCUGCAAAAAGUCUUCCUCAGCGAUGAGCUGCUGAAGCACCUUCCUUCUUGGUGGGAGGACAUUGAUGACGAUCCCAAGUGGCAGGAGUACUCCUUUGUAGUGCUGUCAGCUGCCUAUGGCCUUCUCACCCUCGUCGCCCUAGUGCAGCUGGUCCGCAUCCAGCGACGAGUCCCCGAGUAUGGCUGGACGACACAGAAAGUGUUUCAUCUGUUAAACGCGUUCGUGUGCCUGCUGCGGUGCGUGGUGUUCGCGCUGCGGGACAAGGUGCAGCAGAUCGAGCCUGAUUCAUUGCAGUAUGUCCUGCUGGAUCUUCCAGGACUCUUGUUCUUCACCACAUACACACUGCUCGUGCUCUUCUGGGCAGAGAUCUACCACCAGGCGCGGAGCCUGCCGACUGCGUCGCUGCGGCCGCUGUUCCUGGCCUUCAACGCGGUCGUGUACGCGGUGCAGAUUGCGCUGUGGGUGCUGACGGGGCUCGCGACGAGCUCCUCCACCCACAACCUGCUGCGCGUGGCUUCCUGCGGCUUCCUGGCCGUCGUGUCCAUUUGCGCGGCCGUCGGAUUCCUCGUCUAUGGCGGCCGCCUCUUCCUCAUGCUGCGCAGGUUCCCGAUUGAGUCGCGCGGCCGGCGCAAGAAGCUGCGCGAGGUGGGCUGCGUGACCGCAAUCUGCGCCGCAUGCUUCACGCUGCGCGCGGUCAUCGUGGCCUGGAGCGCGUUUGACGCAGAGGACGCUGAUCUGGAUGUGUUGGACCACCCGCUGCUCAACGUGGUCUACUACACCGCCUGCGAGCUGGUGCCCUCCGCCCUGGUCCUGUACAUCCUGCGCAAGCUGCCGCCGCGCCGCUCACAGCAGGGCUACCAGCAGAUCCCUGUGCGCUGAGUGAGGAAGUGCAGCAUGUGGAGCGUGGAUCGCUUGCAGCUGAUGACUAGAUUGUGGGGCACAACCAAUCCAAUGCUUGAUCGUGCCCAGCAAUGGAGCAUGAAUCUUUGAGCAGCAGCGUGUGAACUACGUGGAGGUUUGGGGAAUAUAUUUUCAUGCAGAUGAUCCUGGACUCAUGAGUGCUGCGGGAUGACUGCAUUUGUACACAUAUGUCCUUCCAAGGUAGUAUCUGGGAGUCAAGACUUGCAAACAGACUAGGUUGCCUGCUGGCCACGAAAGAAUGAAUGUCUUUAUCCGCGGAUUGCUUUGAUUUAUGCAUUUUUGCUUCAGCAUAAUUGCCGGAAUGUCAGCUUGUAUCGGUGCACACGGUCGGACAUUCAAGCAACCUAGCAUACAGUAGAACAGAUGUGGUGGUAGGAGGAAGAUCAAGUAAACGGUUCUCUUAGUGUGUUCGGAUUCAUGUAAUGCCCAACAGGCAUGCAUGAAAUACACGGAGUGCAGCCCAUUCAAUGGAAGUUCCACCUGCUGAGCAGCCAUGAUCUCUGGAAACUUUACAUCUAUGCUGUAAAUGAGAGGCUACCGUGCAAG